This is a messenger RNA of Hemicordylus capensis (graceful crag lizard), 2348 nucleotides long. RefSeq names its product UTP18 small subunit processome component (gene UTP18). The record is from RefSeq and is a predicted model, not a curated record. Gene Ontology annotation, cellular component: small-subunit processome; Pwp2p-containing subcomplex of 90S preribosome. Lineage: Eukaryota; Metazoa; Chordata; Lepidosauria; Squamata; Cordylidae. Gene Ontology annotation, biological process: rRNA processing. The transcript has 14 exons. Gene Ontology annotation, molecular function: protein binding. Bases 591 to 2219 code for a protein of 542 amino acids.
GCUGCUGGUGGCCGAAACGAUGAUGCGGAAGGAAGCAGGCGAUUGGGCUGAAGGGACGGAGAAAGCUGCGGCGUUAAAAGGACCGCCGUGAUUGGCUCGGCCGCUUGGGCAAUGAGUCUCUGAGACCCCCUUUUCAAGUCUACAUUUCAACUGAGCCAUUUGUGGUCAUUAUAAAAAAAUAAUCGGUCUUCACCCACAAUACGAAUAGUGGAAUAGCUCACCUCAGAGAACGGUACUUAUGAGGAAAAAAGGAGGGAAAGAGAAAUGAAAUUGAAAAAUUGGGUCAUGUAAAAGAGAGGGGGGGGGGACACGUGAUACCUCUCAAGGGAAACAAAGUGGAGUAGCGUACAGUCCUUUCCGGUUUCUGUUUAAUCGCCUCUUUGUGGGGCGCUCUACCCACGUGGGUCUCUAUGGUGUUCUAUCUUGUUUCUUUGCGGUGGUUGCUCCUCCGGUUCGUUUGGGAACCAGUCGUGUACUGCGUUUCAUAGUGUCUCUCUAAAGCUGAUUCUCUAUGGCCCUGAGUGGGACAGAAGGUUCCGGAUCACGUGAAAGGAAGAGCGGCCGUACUUUCCGGUUUGAGAGCUGCUGGCAUGGAGGCGGUGGUUGUGGCUCGUCGCCACGCGCAAAAGCGGGCUCGGCUGGAAAAGGGGCGACGGGAAGGUGAGGUGGGGCGCGGAACCCUUGACCACGAUGAUGGUGGCCAUCGCGUGGUGCCCGCGGAGGAAGAGAACCGUCGCGCUCAGCACUUGGCUUUACUGGCAGAGAAGCCCGGGCCGGAGGAGCGUGGCCUGGAGGAGCUGGUCUUCGGGGCCGCAGAGGAGGGCGAAGAUUUACUGCGACGACUGCAAGGCUCGUCCGCACAGUCUGAUAAUGUGGUCAGUGGAAACCUUCUUGAGGAGUCUGACUCAGAAGCAGAGAGUGAAACUGAGGACAAUUUUAUUCCGUCCAAAAAGCCGGCAUGGGUAGAUGAGGAUGACGAAGCUGAAGAAGUGGUUGAUAUGACCCAUCGAUAUCGUAAAAAUAUGAUGAAAAGUGAUGCAGAAAGAAAGCUUACGAAAGAAAAACUUCAAAGACGGCUUCAAGAACAAUUUCAGUGUGCUAUGGGAGGAGCCCCUUCUUGGGCACAAAGGGAGAGGAAGAAGAAAAUCAGAAAAACAAAAAAUGAUGAUGUAAGCGAGGAUGAAGAGGAAGAUGAUCUGUUACGUAAGACAGGCAAUUUUGUGACCAUGUCAGACUCAUUACCAAGAGGCAUUUUACAGAUGAAGAACUGCUUGCAUGCCAAUAAUGAACGUCUGUCAGAUGCAAAACUGACAACUGUGCAGUUUCAUCCUUCUGCUCAAGUUGUUAUGACAGCUGGGCUAGAUCAGUCUAUAUCACUGUUCCAGGUGGAUGGUAAUACAAAUCCAAAAAUACAAAGUAUUCAUUUGGAAAGCUUUCCGGUCUACAAGGCACAUUUCAGUGCAGAUGGAGAGCAGGUUAUAGCUACUACAACACGUGAUAAGCUGUUUUACAUCUAUGACAUGAUAGGUGGAAAAGUUAUUCCUGUAAAUCAUAUUAGAGGAUUAGAGGAGAAAUUUGUCCGAAAAUUUGAAGUAUCACCAGAUGGAACAUUGCUACUCCUUAGUGGGUCAUCAGGCUAUCUGCAUUUGAUCUCAAUGAAGACAAGAGAGCUUGUUGGCAACAUGAAAAUAAAUGGGAGGGCUGUUGCAUCAUCCUUCUCUCCAGAUGGCAGCAAAAUUUUUACCCACUCUGUUGAGGGUGAAGUCUUCAUAUGGGAUGUGAAAAGUAGGCAGUGUCUGAAUAGGUUUACUGAUGAAGGUUGUCUGAGUGGUACAAGUAUUGCAGUCUCAAAAAACAGCCAAUAUGUGGCAUGUGGUUCCAGUUCUGGAGUUGUGAAUGUGUAUGCCCAUGACAACUGUCUCAGAGAAACUAAUCCUAAACCUCUUAAAGCUAUAAUGAAUCUGGUCACAGCUGCUACAUCACUAUCCUUCAAUCCCACCACUGAAAUACUGGCAGUAGCUUCCAAUAAAGUUGACGACGCGGUGAGAAUGGUCCACAUUGCUUCACUUACUGUGUUCUCAAAUUUUCCGGUGCUCGGAAGAAAACUAAUACGCUCUGUUCGAUCUAUGGACUUCUCGCCUAGAAGUGGGUAUUUUUCUCUAGCUAAUGACAAAGGCAAAGCGUUAUUGUAUAGGUUGAAACACUACUCAGAUUUCUAAACUGGCUACUUCGAAUGAGAUGGUGUAAUCUGUGAUUCAAAGAAUGUGGAUUUAUUGUUCAGUGCCUCAGUGUUUUCAUAUGUAUGUACAUGAGAAACAAUAUACAGCUUUUUUGGUAACUUUCACAAA